This is a messenger RNA of Meriones unguiculatus (Mongolian gerbil), 4850 nucleotides long. RefSeq names its product phosphate cytidylyltransferase 1B, choline (gene Pcyt1b). The transcript has 9 exons. Gene Ontology annotation, biological process: CDP-choline pathway. The coding region runs from base 353 to 1474 and encodes 373 amino acids. Gene Ontology annotation, molecular function: choline-phosphate cytidylyltransferase activity; phosphatidylcholine binding. NCBI's taxonomy places the organism in Eukaryota, Metazoa, Chordata, Mammalia, Rodentia, Muridae. The record is from RefSeq and is a predicted model, not a curated record.
CAAUUGUCAAUGAACAACAGCCCAGAGGGGACAAGAGGACUCUUGUGGCAAAUCUUAUUUGCAAAGGCACUGGAUAACUUGAAUCUCUGCUUAUCUAAUAAACAAGACACUCCUAGUCCUUGGAGCUUAUCUGUCAGCACUGGGCUUAUCAAGCUGUCUUGACCUUUUAGCCAAGUGUCUCCUAUAGGUCUAGAGCCACAAAAAUUUCUCCCUGAGACUAAAAAGAACUUGAGGAGGAGAAGACCAUAGAGACGGAAGAAAGUUGGGAAUGAACAUAGUGGGACAUCAGAAAUGUGCCAUGGACAAGGACAACUGCACUCCCAAGUUCUCACGCAAGUGACUACGCAUAGGUAUGUACACCAUGGCCUGGUGCCUGCAGAGGACAGAAGAGGACCUUGGAUCUCCUGGGACUGGUGUUCCAAGCAAUUGUACACUGCCAUGUGGGAGUUGGGAACCAAACCAGGGUCCUACGGAAGAACAGACCCUGACUGCACCAGCCCCAUUUGCAGAUGAAUCCAGCUGCGAGUGCCAAGCACCUCAUGAAAAACUGACCAUUGCUCAGGCCCGCUUAGGAACACCAGUUGACAGGCCUGUUAGAGUGUAUGCAGAUGGAAUAUUUGACCUCUUCCACUCAGGUCAUGCAAGGGCACUUAUGCAAGCAAAAACACUGUUUCCCAACAGCUACUUGUUGGUAGGAGUUUGCAGUGACGACCUUACUCACAAAUUCAAAGGUUUUACUGUGAUGAAUGAGGCAGAACGAUAUGAAGCUCUCAGACACUGUCGCUAUGUGGACGAAGUCAUCAGAGAUGCCCCAUGGACUCUCACACCAGAGUUUCUGGAAAAACACAAGAUUGACUUUGUGGCUCACGAUGACAUUCCAUAUUCCUCUGCUGGUUCUGAUGAUGUUUAUAAGCAUAUAAAGGAAGCAGGCAUGUUUGUUCCGACACAAAGAACAGAAGGCAUCUCAACAUCAGACAUCAUUACCAGAAUUGUCCGAGACUAUGAUGUAUAUGCCCGGCGCAACCUCCAGAGAGGGUACACAGCCAAGGAACUGAAUGUCAGUUUUAUAAAUGAGAAGAAGUACCGUUUUCAGAACCAGGUGGACAAGAUGAAAGAAAAGGUCAAGAAUGUGGAGGAAAGAUCAAAGGAAUUUGUUAACAGAGUAGAAGAAAAGAGUCACGACCUAAUUCAAAAGUGGGAAGAAAAAUCAAGAGAAUUCAUUGGCAACUUCCUGGAACUGUUUGGGCCAGAUGGCGCAUGGAAGCAGAUGUUCCAAGAGAGGAGUAGCCGGAUGCUACAGGCCUUAUCUCCGAAGCAGAGUCCCGUGAGCAGCCCGACCCGGAGCCGGUCCCCUUCCCGCUCCCCAUCUCCCACCUUCUCAUGGCUCCCCAGCAAGACCUCUCCCCCCUCCUCACCCAAAGCAGCCUCAGCCUCCAUCAGCAGCAUGAGUGAGGGGGAUGAGGAUGAGAAGUAAAGGUGCCUGGCCAACAAGAGCACACCACACAGGAUGGGAAGGGGUCCCGGGAUGCCUGGGUGGUGUUGACAGCUGCAGAUCCUCAGGGUGAUGGGAGUUCUGCCAUGGGAAGGUACUAGGACCAGCUCCUUUUUCUUCUCCAUACAGCCUGGCCUGGGCUCAGCAUGGAGGUGUCCAACCUGAAAACCCACGCAAAGCUUCUUAGUGUCCUAGAAUCAACCCACUUUAGCCCUGCUAUGGAAAGGUUCAGAGAACUCCAUGAAGCGGGGUGAUUUCUGCUUUGAUCCACAUAGCCAUCCAUAUCAAAUAAGCCACCUUCAGAAGUGGCUGCUGUCUCACCCUGCUAUCUCCAGCCCUGUAAGAACCUUGCACAUUGCCUCCUAUCAUCCAAGCUCUCCCAGAAUGAAUUCCCUUCCAACUGAGGUGGCUAAGUGCUUCCAAAAUGGGCAAGUUAAACACACAUUCCAGCUGUCUCCAUUCGGCCCCUAAGGCCUGAUGAUGGAAUGAAUCAACUGUUUCCUGUUUCCAGGACCCUGACUCAGUCACAGCUUUGCUUUGGCCAGACAGAAAAGUGGGAACCUCUCAUUCAAAGGACAGUUAUGUCAAGGUGAACUCCACCUCAGGCCUGAUCUGCUUCUGGCUGUACUUUUUCUCACGACUGGCAUGGUGGCACUGUUUUCCAGAAAUUACCUGAGUUGACGGGAAGCGCACGUGGAAACCUGUCUUGUCUAAAAAGAAAUAACCAACCCAACGCAACCAGGAGCUGCUUUGCUUUGGCUCCAACGUGUGGACGAUGAAAACUAUCUCUUGGAGCUUCUUAAAGGAAUGGCUCUUUCCAUUUCUGACCACAUCACAGUCCAUAGUCCUCAAGUAACAGUUUGAUGUAACAAACACUUAGCAUACCGGUAGGGGGUGCUACCUGCACGUAUCUAUGUAUCCUCCAAAUAUGCCACCCCAGGGUGUAUACCAUAUGCAAUAUGAAUAUAUGGUGGUGGUGUCUGACUAUAGACUCCUCUCCUGCUCUCCCCCCUGAUACCCUGCUGAAAUGCUUGAGCUCAAGAACCAUCUGGUUCUCUCCUGACUCGGGUACUUUGUCAACAGUUCAAUCAAAUGUUAGAUUCCUGUAAAAAAAAAAAAAAAUUUUUUUUUUUUUGCCCCAGAAUAUUAAUACUCCUCUUGUUCUUCACCCAUGACAUUUUUGGGUAAAGGGAUGCUCCAAAGUCUUGCAAACAAAGGAAGCCUCAAUCCUUUCAACAGUCUAAGAGACAUGGAAAUGAUUUCUGGCCCUAACUGCUCUGAAUGUGAUGGAGACUCUCAGGUGACUGUAGAACUAUUCGGGGUCAUUGUCCCCGAAUCACAUGCAGGGAAGGAGGAGGGCCAGUCAAGGUAGAAUUUCCUGAUCAUCCUGGUAGAGAGAGGCAGCAGUAAGGCUUAACUGAAUGAAGGCCCUAACCUGCAACAGAUGGGCAAAGCCCAGCACUUGUGGUGACGCAAGCCUCCUUCUUCAAAGGCUUUGGGGUGAAAAAAGGCACCCGUCUUUCCCCUUUGUGUUGGGCUUAGACUACUUUCCUGAUCACCUGAAGAUCAGUGGUGACUUCUGCCAAACUGUGAGGCAAAGCCAGCUUGGAACUUCCUUGUUCCUAGUACUUCUUCCAGAACUCUGCAAAGUGCUCACGAAAGACCAGGGGACGGGGAGAUGGGGGUUGGGAACACAGCCUGUGAGAAAGAAAGUUCUUUUCAUAGCCAAGACCCUCUCAGAGCAUCGCUCUCCAGAGGCAAGGGCUUCUAAGGUCUGUUUGACCUCAAGCACCUCACCAUGCACCCAAGACAAAUCAUGCAUGUAUGCCUUCCGUUUCAGCCAAGUGACACUUGUGGCAGUAAAGGGACAAGGAGAUCAACUGAGCAAAUGGAGAAGAGGAGAAGAGAGGGUCCUAGAGAGAGGAAAGAAAGCUAAAAAGAAAAUCUACUGUCACAACACUUCAGGUUGUAUGUGUGAAAACUCUUGAGGAAGCAUUUUUAAAAAGCUCUGACUCCAUGACCUAGGGCAGAUAGGUCCACUUUAACCCAAGGCUUGUUCUGAAGCAGAUAGUAUAUAGUAUAUAUGAUAUAGUAUAUCAUUCCAAGUACGAAAACCCAUUAAGUGGGUUUAAAUCUCCUCAAUUUCCAUCAGCACCUCCUCACCUUCCUAAAGCCACAAGUCUUCCACAAAGAAAUGGGGGAGGAUUCUGCUAACCAACCUUUAGUCCUUUGUGACCAUCUAUCAGUCUUUUCCGGCCCAUACCCAGGAGCUGGGAUUGCAUCUUGUUUUGGUUGUUCAGUUAAUUCUCAUGGCUGAGAGUUAAGGAACGAAUGAGAGCAUAAAGUAUGCAGCAAGCUUGGAGAAGUAAAAAGAAAUGACAGAGAGCAAGGGAAGAUGUUCUUUUUGCUCCAGAAAGGAAAACUUAGGGAGUGGGGUGGGUUCGGAAUGGAAGAUGGAAGAAAAUGAGACUAAUUGGUGAGUAUGGGAGAAUUUGUCUUUUCUACUUUUCUUCCAGGCAUCGCUAGGCCCCUACAAGUGAAAGAGGAAAACUUCCUAUUGCAUACUUCCAUGACUAGUGGAUCCCCAUGCAGCAGGAGGGAUCCUGGCCUCUCUGCCUUCUUUGGCAUAUUAGCAAUAGCCAUAUCCCCCUGAAACCAAGUAAACCACAUCAACUACCUUCACAUAAACGACAGAGGUGCAGUUGCAAUGCGACAGUAACACUGAGUGGCCUAUUUCUGUCAUGAAAUUUCACUGUCGGGAUAUCCCAGAGGCAAAGGUAAACCACCCUGUGACAGACACAGUGUGGCUUCUGACCUGCUAUGGGGGCAGGAGACAGCCACUCUAUGACCUAGAUGCUGCGGUUACCCUGGUGGGUUGUGGCUACAGAAAGAACAUGGCUUAUUUUCUCUCCAUCUUCAGGGUUUGCUUUAAUGCCCAGUCCUACCCCGCAGAUGAGCCUGGUUUUUCAGGCAUCUGCUUAGCAUCAGUCCUGUCCUAACCAUCUGAUGAGUAAAGAAGGAAGGAAAAAAGGUAGGAAGGAAAGAAGGGAGUGAGUGGUGAAUGAGCUCAUCAGAUAGUUUUGACUUCUCUAGUUGUCUGUUGUGUCACUGCAGUGUGUCUGGGGACAAAGCCAUAAGAACAGCAUAUCUACUUAAAAUUCUGCUGUACAUAUAAGACAAUGACUCGUCUGGAUUUAAGAAUGACCUUAUGCCCAAGCAUUUGCUCUGGUGCUGAAUAGUGCAAAAUACUGGAACCACCCCUCCCCCACCCCUGAAACUCCUCCAGCCUUUUCCCCUGCUCCCAAAUGGACCACAGUAUUCCCAACUUGUUUAUAAAUAAAGGGACGCAGAGUCACAA